This is a messenger RNA of Parasteatoda tepidariorum (common house spider), 2081 nucleotides long. Its product is annotated as nose resistant to fluoxetine protein 6. Lineage: Eukaryota; Metazoa; Arthropoda; Arachnida; Araneae; Theridiidae. Gene Ontology annotation, molecular function: acyltransferase activity, transferring groups other than amino-acyl groups. The record is from RefSeq and is a predicted model, not a curated record.
AAGAGGGCGUUAAACUUUAAAAGAUUUGGCAUACUAAAUAGCAUAUUACAAAGAUGUUCCUUAUAGGAUUUAAAUUAACUUUAGCGUUAAAUCAGAUAUGUAGGGACAGAAGUGUUAGGAACAAUUAAAUAUCUGCAUAAUGUCUACUCUUUCCCACAAUAGUAAAUGUUUGGAAUGUUUUAUUUUUAUACUAAUUUCUUUAUGUUUUAUACAAAACUCUGUUAGUCAGAACCUCUCAAAUAGAUCUGCUUUCUCAAGUGUUCUCGGCGCAAAAACUUUCUGUGAAAAAUCAGAUUCUCCUGCCACAGAUGAGUUUGAAAAAAGUGAUUUAAAUAAUGCGUCGUUUGUUUCCCUAUUUUUCAAAAACUUUUUAAAUAGCAAUACAAGUAAUCAGUGUAAAGAUAGUCUCGUUAUUUAUUUGAACGAAGUUAUUAAUUUAAAGCCAUGGGCAAUAGAAAUGCUGGAUGCAUCAGGAAAAAUAUCGAGCAGCAUUUUCAGUAUAACCAUGGUCGACUACGGAUCUUUGGACGACUGCAUCAAAGUAAAGGCAACUUCAAACGACGGAGAAAAAUUAUUUAAAGGGAAGUUUUGUAUGGUGCACUUGAAACAUCCUCUUUUCCAAACACCAAACCGUAACCCAUUAAUUGGAAAAAGCUACGGUGAAGCAUUCGGUGUACCUCCUGAAUGGAUUAGGCACCAUAUUGAAAGUCACAUACCAUUAAGAUUUGCCUACCAUGGGGGAAUAUGCUUGCCAUCUACCUGCACUGAUGAAGAAGUUGAGAACGUCAUCAGUACUCUUGUGGAACCAUUGGAUUUAGAUGCCAUUCUUACAGACUGCCAAAUUGAGGAACCUCUAGAAGUACCUAUUUCAGCAAUACUUUGUAUGAUAUUUUUUGGGACAGUGUUAUUUGCUUGCAUCUGUGGUACAGUAUUAGAUUUAAAUGACCGUAAAAUGAAAAAGAGUCAUAUGAAAUAUUCAGAUGAAAGCUUUACUAAACGAUUGCUGAAAGCUUUCUCUCUUUAUACUAAUACAGUAGAGUUAUUCACAGAGAAUUCCAACCAAGCGUCUCUGAAUUGCGCUCAAGGACUUCGGGUGAUUUUGUGUUUCGUGAUCUUGUGGGCACAUCUUAUAAUGUUUCCGACUCCGGGGAAAGAAAUACGUUAUAAGAAUUUUCAUUUUGUAUAUGAAGUUUUAGAUCCCAUUGUGGAAAAUAAUGGGGUAACUUUUGUGGAUUGCUUCUUUACUCUCAGUGCCUUUUUGCUUAGCUAUCAUACAUGGCGAGCAAUUGAGCAAUCAAAAGGACAUUUGAAUGUUUUUAGAAUUGUUUUACACAGGUAUUGCAGGUUGACUCUUCAAGUAGCUACCUUAGCGCUACUUUAUCUAAUCUUGCCGAUAUUGAGUUCGGGUCCGAUUUGGAAAUCUUCUUGGGAAUCUGAACUUGAAAAUUGUUACCACAAUGGUUGGAAAAAUGUGCUGCAAAUUCAAAAUUAUGAUCCCUUGAAUGAAAUUUGUUUGGUGCAUACUUGGUUCAUGGCUAACACAAUGCAGCAUUUGGUAAUUUCCCUUCCUUUGAUGAUUGUGAUUUACAGGUACCGCAAAGCUGGAAUAUUUAUGGGGUUGCUAUUGUUUUUUGUACCAUGUUUUUAUUAUGGCUAUCAACUCCUUAAACGCCAAUAUCCAUUUCUGUCAUUCAACUCACUCAUAUUAGUCCAUGUUGUUGAUGAAGCAAUAACACUACUUUAUUCAAAUCAAUCUUACCACCUCCCCGCCCAUAUGAUUGGGAUGCUCUCUGGUUGGGUCUGUCUUAAAUAUGGAAAGAAAAAGCUACCUAAGAUUUGGGUUAUUACUGGAUGGAUUUUUUCUAUCCUGUGCUUCAUCGCAGUCACAGGUGCAGUAUUUUUACCGAUAAAAGACUUGAGAAUUAUUACAUUCUAUAACAUUGGUAGAAUUUCUGCCAUGGCUUUUAUAACUAGUUGGAUACUAUACUCCUGUGAGGCUGGUCAUGGAGGUAAUAUAUAUUUUUUUAUCAUAUGUAUAAUAAAAAAAGGAAAAAAAAAAUGUGUGGGUGAUUCUUUUUAAA